AUGGCUGCCGAAGUCGCCACUAUUGAUCAAUCUCAAGUUGAUCAUUUAAAAAGCCUCAUCCAAGAAAAUGCGAAGCGAUCAAGAGCCCUUUUCGCUGAGGGCCAACCGCUCGACUCAGAUGCGACGGAGGCAGCAGACCGACUAGGCAUCGCCUCACGAAUGCGCUCAGAAUACGAUCAUGUUCGAGAGUUACCGCCAGCUCUAGCAGCGAAGAUUGCUGCUGCUGCCGGGCCACGGAAGAAGCAAAAGACAGCCCCAGAAGCGAAUGAUAUAGCCGAUGCUAGAACAACGAAGCUUAUCGAGGGCGUUGCUUCGAAGAGUGAAGCAAGCAACACAUCGACAGCGUUAACGGUGCGAGGACGGCAAGCUUCAGAUAGUCUACCACCGAAUGCGAACGGACCUACAGCGCAAAAGAAUCUUCCUUCAUCGAGUCUUGUUCGCAAGCAGACGGUUAUACAAAUAAAGCCAGAAUGGCACGCACCUUGGAAGCUGAUGAGAGUUAUUUCUGGACAUCUGGGAUGGGUGAGAAGUUUGGCUGUGGAGCCGGAGAACAAGUGGUUUGCAAGUGGAGCUGGAGACCGGACCAUCAAGAUUUGGGACCUUGCGACUGGGAAUCUUCGGCUUACUUUGACGGGUCAUAUCUCGACAGUUAGAGGUCUUGCGGUAUCUCCUCGACAUCCGUAUCUGUUUUCAUGUGGUGAAGAUAAGAUGGUCAAGUGUUGGGAUCUGGAAACGAAUAAGGUUAUUCGACAUUACCAUGGACAUUUGAGCGGUGUCUAUACACUAUCACUGCACCCUACGCUGGAUGUUUUGGUUACGGGUGGACGUGAUGGUGUUGCAAGAGUUUGGGAUAUGAGGACGCGGAGCAAUAUCCACGUUCUCUCUGGACAUAAGGGCACGGUAUCAGAUGUCAAGUGUCAAGAGGCUGAUCCGCAAGUCAUUACUUCAUCUCUGGACCACACAGUCCGAUUAUGGGAUCUCGCUGCCGGAAAAACUAUGGGUGUCUUAACACAUCACAAGAAGGGCGUGAGAGCGUUGGCUAUUCAUCCAAAGGAAUUCACAUUCGCCAGUGGAAGCACCGGAAGCAUCAAGCAAUGGAAGUGUCCCGAGGGAGCGUUCAUGCAGAACUUCGAAGGACAAAAUUCCAUCAUCAACACGCUGGCCGUCAACGAGGACAACGUCCUAUUUUCAGGCGGAGACAAUGGAUCAAUGAGUUUCUGGGACUGGAAAUCGGGACACAGAUUCCAAGCCCUGGACACCACUGCUCAACCAGGUUCACUCGACGCCGAAGCAGGAAUCAUGAGCUCUACAUACGACAAGACGGGACUUCGAUUAAUUUGUGGGGAAGCAGAUAAGACCAUCAAAGUAUGGAAACAAGACGAAACAGCAACUCCAGAAACGCAUCCCUUGGAAUGGAAACCAACCUUAGGCCGACAAAAGUUUUGA
This is a messenger RNA of Hyaloscypha bicolor E, 1446 nucleotides long. RefSeq names its product WD40 repeat-like protein. The record is from RefSeq and is a predicted model, not a curated record. Bases 1 to 1446 code for a protein of 481 amino acids. Gene Ontology annotation, cellular component: Prp19 complex; catalytic step 2 spliceosome; precatalytic spliceosome. Gene Ontology annotation, molecular function: protein binding. The transcript has 2 exons. Gene Ontology annotation, biological process: mRNA splicing, via spliceosome. Lineage: Eukaryota; Fungi; Ascomycota; Leotiomycetes; Helotiales; Hyaloscyphaceae.